Molecule: messenger RNA, 4853 nt
Organism: Cervus elaphus (red deer)
Lineage: Eukaryota; Metazoa; Chordata; Mammalia; Artiodactyla; Cervidae
Gene: LVRN
Product: laeverin
Exons: 20
Coding region: 559-3528 (989 amino acids)
Biological process (GO): peptide catabolic process; proteolysis
Cellular component (GO): cytoplasm
Molecular function (GO): zinc ion binding; metalloaminopeptidase activity; peptide binding
Source: RefSeq, a predicted model, not a curated record
UUCCGGAAGUUAGUUCAGACAGAGGGACUGUCUCUUGGAGGAGCAUCUCAGAGCAUAUCCUCCAGAGUCCCGGUCCUGUCGCCACCUCGGCUCCUAGCGCAAGAAUCCCCAGGUGGGCGCGGCAGGUGUGCGCCCCAAGCUCAUCACUGCCGGCCAGGGACUGAGGGCCCUCUGUAACAGUCUCUUUUGCGACAGCACUCGCUACCACACCGGGGCACCCUCAACAAAUCCCAUGAAUCCAAGUACCCCCGUCAGAGAUGCCCCGAUUCCAGUCUGGUCCGACCGCGCCGAUUCUUUCGCGGCGGACUCCAAGAGGCGCGCGCGCUUGUUUGCGCGCGUCCGCCUCCUCCCCCGGCCCUGGCAGGGGGCGGAGGGUGGGUGGGCAGAGGACCUGGAUCCGAUUAGCUGGGAGGGGAAGCUGUGGUCCCAACCACUCUCUCGUGUGUCCUCCAGGAGGAGGGAGGGACGGUGCUCGAGAGGAGGGGAAGGAGUCCCAUCCCUGAGCGCUCAGGCCCGGGGGUCUGAACGCCCGCGUCUCCCCCACCCCGGGCCGCGGCCAUGGGACCCCCUGCCAGCUCCGGCUUCUACGUGAGCCGCGCGGUGGCCCUGCUGCUGGCGGGGCUGGCCGCCGCGCUCCUGCUGGCGCUGGCCGUGCUCGCCUCGCUGUACGGCCACUGCGCGCGCGUCCCGCCGUCGGAGCUCCGGGACCGCGGGGCUCCGGCUGCCGCGCCCUCCCUCCCCGGCCAGCAGGAGCCGACCGCGCAGCCCGGCCCCACUGCGGAGCCCGACGUGGCGGCCACCCGGAGCAACCGGCGACCUCCGGGGCCCUGGGACCAGCUGCGCCUGCCGCCCUGGCUCGUGCCGCUGCACUACGAGCUGGAGCUGUGGCCGCGGCUGCGGCCGGAUGACCUGUCGGCGUCCGCGUUGCGCUUCACGGGCCGCGUGAACAUCACGGUGCGCUGCACCGCGGCCACCGCGCGGCUGCUGCUACACAGCCUCUUCCUGGACUGUGAGAGCGCCGCGGUGCGCGGACCCCUGUCCCCGGACGCUGGAGACGACUCCGCGGGCCGGGUAUCUGUAGUGGAGAGGUGGUUCGCCGUGGACAUGCAGUACCUGGUGCUGGAGCUCGGCGACGCCCUGCAGCCCGGGAGCCUCUAUGAGCUGCAGCUCGGCUUCUCCGGCGCCGUGAGCCAGGACACCAGGGAGGGCCUCUUCCUCAACCUCUACACGGACCAGGGUGAGCGCAGGGCCCUGUUAGCAUCUCAGAUGGAACCAACAUUUGCCAGGAAUGUUUUCCCUUGUUUUGAUGAGCCAGCUCUGAAGGCAACUUUUAAUAUUACAAUCAUUCAUCAUCCACAUUAUGUGGCCCUUUCUAACAUGCCAAAGCUAAGUCAGUCUGAGAAAGAAGAUGUGAACGGAAGCAAGUGGACUGUUACCAGCUUUCACACCACGCCCCACAUGCCCACUUACUUGGCUGCCUUUGUUAUUUGUGACUAUGAACACAUCAGCAGGAUUGAGAGGGGCAAGGAGAUACGCAUCUGGGCCCGGAAAGAUGCCAUUGCAGAUGGAAACGCAGACUUUGCUUUGAACAUCACAGGUCCCAUCUUCUCUUUUCUGGAGGAUUUAUUUAAUAUCAGUUACCCUCUUCCAAAAACAGAUAUAAUUGCUUUGCCUACUUUUGACAACCGUGCAAUGGAAAACUGGGGACUAUUGACAUUUGACGAGUCAUUAUUGUUGCUGCAGCCAAAUGAUAAAUUAACAGAAAAAAAGAUCAUGAUCUUCUACAUUGUCUCCCACGAGAUUGGACAUCAGUGGUUUGGAAACUUGGUUACCAUGAAUUGGUGGAAUAAUAUCUGGCUCAAUGAAGGUUUUGCAUCUUAUUUUGAAUUUGGGAUAAUUAACCACUUCAAUCCUAAACUCCCAAGGAAUGAGAUCUUCUUUUCUAACAUUUUACAUGGUGUGCUCAGAGAAGAUCACGCCCUGGUGUCUAGAGCCGUCUCCAUGAAGGUGGAAAGUUUCACAGAAACCAAUGAAAUAAAUGAGCUCUUUGACUUAUUCACUUACAACAAGGGAGCGUCUCUGGCCCGGAUGCUAGCUAGUUUCUUGAAUGAGAAAAUAUUUAUCAGCGCACUUAAGUCAUAUUUGGAGACUUUUUCUUACUCAAAUGCUGAGCAAGAUGAUCUGUGGAGACAUUUUCAAAUGGCCAUAGAUCACCAGAGUAAAAUUCUUUUGCCAGCAACAGUAAAAAGCAUCAUGGACAGCUGGACACACCAGAGUGGUUUUCCAGUUAUCACCUUAAAUGUAUCCACGGGCGUCAUGAAACAGGAGCCAUUUUAUCUUGGCAAGGUUAAAAAUCAGACUCUUCUAAGCCACAAUGAUACAUGGAUUAUACCUAUUCUUUGGAUAAAAAAUGGAACUACACAGUCUUUAGUCUGGCUAGAUAAAAGCAGCAAAGUAUUUCCUGAAAUGCAAGUUUCAGAUUCUGACCAUGACUGGGUGAUAUUAAAUUUGAAUGUGACUGGAUAUUAUAGAGUUAACUAUGAUAAAUUAGGUUGGAAGAAAUUAAAUCAACAGCUUGAAAAAGAUCCUAAGGCUAUUCCUGUUAUUCAUAGACUUCAGCUGGUUGAUGAUGCCUUUUCCUUGUCUAAAAAUGAUUAUAUCGAGAUUGAAACAGCACUUGAUUUAACCAAGUACCUUGCUGAAGAAGAUGAAAUCAUAGUGUGGCAUGCAGUUUUGAUGAACCUAGUAACCAGGGAUCUUGUUUCUGAUGUGAACAACCAUGAUAUAUAUCCAUUGUUAAAGAAGUAUCUGUUGAAGAGACUUAUCUCAAUAUGGAAUACUUACUCAACUAUAAUUCGUGAAAAUGUGACAGCCUUGCAGGAGGACUAUUUAGCUCUAAUAUCACUGGAAAAAGUUUUUGGAACUGCAUGUUGGUUGGGUCUUGAGGACUGUCUUCAGCUGUCCAGAGAACUCUUCAGAAACUGGAUGAACCAUCCAGAGAAUGAAAUACCUAAUCCAAUUAAAAACGUUAUUUUAUGUUAUGGCAUUGCCUUGGGAAAUGAUAAAGAAUGGGAUUUUUUGUUAAAAAUCUACAAUAAUAACACAAAGGAAGAAGAAAGGAUUCAACUUGCUUAUGCAAUGAGCUGCAGUAAAGAUCCAUGGAUACUUAACAGAUAUAUGGAUUAUGCCAUCACUGUGUCUCCUUUCACUUUUAAUGAAACAAAUGUCAUUGAAGCUGUUGCAGCGUCUGAAGUUGGCCGAUAUGUUGCAAAGGACUUUUUAAUCAACAAUUGGCAAGCUGUGAGCGAAAGGUAUGGAACGCAAUCAUUGGUUACCCUACUAUAUGUAAUCGGGAGAACCAUAAGUACAGAUUCACAGAUCUUAGAGCUGCAGCAGUUUUGCAGUAACAUGUUGGAGGAGCACCAGAGACUCACAGUUCAGGCCAAAUUACAGACAAUAAAGAACGAAAAUCUGAAAAACAAAGAGCGAAGUGCCAGGAUAGUGGCGUGGCUACGGAAAAACACAUAAUUUAGUGGUGACUUUCAGCCUUUGACUUGCAUAUUAUAAUGUGCUCACAGUUUUGUCUUCCAGGAUUCUCUGAGUCUGGAAAACCACACGUUUUGUUGUUUGUAUUUCAGUCACAUUUGCUGCUCAGAGUCCUGUUCCUCCCACGUCGUCACAUUUGGCCCCGUGGCUCAGUGACUGUUGGGGAUUUGGCCAACCAUGCUGCAUUUCUGGGGAAGAUUUUGCUUCAUGUCAGGCUACAAACCACAUAAUUUACUUUAAAUGCCUUGGAAAAACAAAUUUACCUUGCAAAAUUUCGUUUAUUCUGUUGUGAAGGCCAGUGGAAUAUUACAUCAUUAGCUAAAUGAGGGCAUUCUUUUCUGAGGGAAACACAAAUUUGCAAUAACUCCAGGGUUUAUUUAGUUCAAUACUGAGAAGAGUAAUAAGCAAAUGACACAACAGUGUAAUGAAACAGAAACCAGAAAAAUAGUAUUCACUGGCAGACAGAAAAGCCAAAGAAAUGCAAAUUUUAAAAAGAACAAUUUUAUGAGCCACGUUAAGUGCCCCAGAGGCAAGAAACAAGUCUCCUCCUGCCCCUGUCUCUCUCCCCAGUGUGUGCUGCAUUGUCCCGCACUUUACUGGCUACCGAACCUCCUGGUGUCACAGAGAGACUGGGAUCAUAGCACCCAGGAAGUCCCCGUAGGAUCGCUGUUGUGGAGACCAGAUGGAGACCAAGGCUCUGCUGAAGCUCUGGACUAUAUACUUCACCUGUGGGAUGGACUGUCUUUCAGCCGCAAAAAUAGUGAUGUCAACAGACAAAUAGCAAUUAUGGGCUCAUCUCUAGUGCAAAGGAAAAUGGUCAAAUAAAGAGAAAUAGAACUAAAGGAUUAACCAGAGCAUCAUCUUUACAACUUUGCACUCAUGGGGAUUAAGUUUGAAAUGUGGUUUUGAUUGGCCAAAUUGAACCUGUUUGUAGUCUGGACAACUUUAAACAUUGUCAUCAGUCCCAGUGUACAGAAUUAGCUCAGUUUUGUUACCUCUGAUUUAAUCAGGACCGCUAAGGCAAAUCACCCUACUCUAGACUUUGUGUGUCUACUGUUUUAAUUCUCAUUUAAUUUUGAUUUUGUUUUUACAGAAUGGGGGUAAAACUACAGAUCUCCUAUCUACCUCAGAGUGAUGCUGUAAAGAUUAAGGAUUAUGUCAAUGAAAAGCCUCUAUUUUUUAAAUUUAAAAAACAAUUGGAAUAUAAUUGCUUUACAAUGUUGUGUUAGUUUCUGCUGGGCCACAACAUGAAUCCGCUGUGUGUAUGCUUAUGCCUCAUCUCUCUUGAGCCACCCUCCCACCCCUCC